UCCACCAAGACUGCUCCUGUCACUAUGAAGAUGGACAUGAAAGGAUUUUACCUUUACUGGACAAAUCAAAGCAAGGAGACAACAUUCUUGGAUGUUGCUACAAUCAGAGAUACCAGAACAGGAAGAUAUGCUAAACUUCCCAAACACCCUAAGGUCCGCGAUGUGUUCAACCUGGAUUUUCCGGACAACAAUUACCUGUCCAAAACGCUGACUGUUGUCUCGGGUCCUGAUUGUGUCAAUCUGACCUAUCAUAACUUCUUUGCCUCCAAAGAUAAAGUGACACAGAAUUGGGCGGAUGACAUUCUUGCAGUGGCCUACAAUGCUGCAAGAAUUAACGCCUGCAGGCAAGUUUUCCUGGACAAAAUAUAUGUAGGGAUUUGUCUUCAUACCAACAAGGACGGCAAGAUCCCGGUGAAAAAUAUAUACAAAAUGUUCCCUGCUGAUAAGAAGAGAGUGGAAAGUGCCCUGGUGUCUGCACAUCUCCCCAAAGGAAAGUAUGAGAGCAUGAAGCCUGAUGUCUUCACUGAAUCAGCCUUUAAGAAUUUCUUGGCAUACCUGUGUCCUCGCCCUGAAAUCUAUGAGAUCUUCACUUGCUACUCCAACAAACCCACCAUGACCAAAGAGCACUUCACCAAGUUCCUCAAUGAGAAGCAGAGGGACUCUCGCCUCAAUGAGGAACUGUUUCCACGACUGCGGCAGGACCAGAUUCGAGCUUUGAUGGUCAAAUACGAACUCUGCAACACCAACUGUAACAGAGGUCUGAUUACUCCAGAAGGUCUUUUGUCCUUCCUCAUGGGUCCAGAGACUUCUGUGGUCUUGCAAGACAGGCUGGCCAAGUGUCAGGACAUGACUCAGCCAUUACCUCAUUACUUCAUAAAGUCCUCGCACAACACGUACCUAACAGCUGGUCAAUUUUCUGGUGUUUCCUCUCCGGAGAUGUACCGCCAGUGUCUGCUGUCCGGGUGCCGGUGUCUGGAACUGGACUGCUGGAAAGGGAAACCGCCAGAGGAGGAGCCUAUCAUUACACACGGCUUCACAAUGACCACUGAGAUCCUGUUUAAGGAUGUGAUUGAGGCCAUUGCUGAAAGUGCCUUCAAAACCUCACAGUAUCCUGUUAUACUUUCCUUUGAGAACCACGUUGACUCGGUGAAACAGCAGGAGAAGAUGGCCAACCACUGCACAACCAUAUUUGGUAAUGCCCUGCUGACAGAACCUCUGGACAAAUACCCACUGAAGCCAGGUCAGCAGAUCCCGAGUCCAUCUGAGUUAAUGGGCAAGAUCCUGAUCAAGAACAAGAAGGGCAACCAUGAGAAGACAAACCAGACGAUGAAGAAGGGCAGCGCGGCAGCCAGUGACCAGGUGGCAACCACAGCUUUACCCGCACAAAACAUUGGCACACUCUACCAAGAGCCUGUCAACCAGACAAGCAGCGAUAUGGAGAACCAAGAGGCGGACGUGACAGGGGAGGACAAUGAAGAGCAAGAGGACACAGGGGAACAGGACGAGGAAAAAAUGAAGACAUGUGACGAGGGCACAGCUGGACAGGAAGUGACAGCGUACGAGGCGAUGUCAUCUCUGGUUAACUACAUCCAGCCAAACAAAUUCAUCUGUUUUGACAACGCCAGGAAAAAAAACAAGAGUUACGUCAUCUCAUCUUUUGUGGAGACCAAAGGGGAGGCUAUGAUCGCCAAGACUGCUGUUGAAUUUGUGGAGUAUAAUAAAAGGCAGAUGAGCAGGAUUUACCCCAAAGGAACAAGAAUGGACUCUUCCAAUUUCAACCCACAGCCUUUUUGGACUGUAGGCUGCCAGAUGGUGGCGCUAAACUAUCAGACAAUGGACUUCCCCAUGCAGCUGAACAUGGCUCUGUUCGAAUACAAUGGGAGGACAGGCUACAUCCUCAAACACGAUGUCCUGCGACGCGGAGACAAGAAAUUCGACCCGUUUUGCGAGAGGAUUGACACAGUUGUGGCGAUUACGCUGACUAUUAAGAUCUAUUCAGGACAGUUUCUGUCGGACAAGAACGUGAGAACAGGAGUUGAGGUGGAGGUCAUCGGGCUGCCAGGAGACCCCAAGAAGAAAUAUCGCACCAAGUGGUCCACAACACCUAACUCCAUUAACCCAGUGUGGAAUGAGGAGCCUUUUGUCUUUGAAAAGAUUCUCCUCCCAGAAAAGGCCAGUCUGAGAAUGGUAGUAAAUGAUGAAAAUGGCAAAUUCAUUGGACACAGAAUCAUUCCACUUGAUGCCAUUCAGUCAGGCUUCCAUCACAUCUGUCUGCGUAGUGAGAGCAACAUGCCGCUCACAAUGCCCGCCCUUUUUGUGUACAUUGAGGUCAAGGACUACAUCCCUGCUGCUUUUGCAGAUUUCACAGAUGCUUUAUUCAAUCCAACAAAGGGCGCAGAAAAAACUUCAAGGAUGCUGAAAGAGUCCUCCACAGACUACAUCUCUCCUUAUGAGUUGCCUUUUGUUGCCCAAACUAAAGUGACGAGUGCAAGAGAACCAACAUUUGAAAUUCCGCUCUCUAAACCAAACACACCCAUUGAAGAGAGUUGCCCACCAUCCCAUGAUGAUGCUCCAGCUGAGGUGAAUGCCGAAGACACUGCAGAAGACUGCAUGCCAGAGACUCCCCAACCUGAAGACCUCCCUCCAGUUGUUGCACCUGAACCAGGGAGUGUCACAAAUGAGACACUUCCAGGUGCUCCUGCAGAGGUUGCUGUUGAGGAGGAGCCUGAGGACACCACCAAAGACCGAGAGGAGUCGAGCUCUGACUCAGACGAUACACCAGUUGAAAAGGAGGUUCAAGGAGAGUCUACUGUGUUAAGUCUGUCAGAAUGUUCCACUGUGACCACAGCAGAACUAACACAGCACAGGAGCUACUUGAAGAUCAUCAAGCAUCAGGAGAAAGAGAUGAAAGAAAUAGAAAAGAAGUACAAGAGAAAAGUGGAAAAUCUGACCCAGAAAUACUCGGAUGUUUUCAAGGCUUGCAAGAAAAAGUCCUCGUUGAAAAAAAAAGAAACUUACCUGGUUGGAGGAAGCACGACGGACUACGGCACAAAAACGGUGCAGGAACACAAGCAAAACAUACAAUCUGAGCUGCACACUUUGUGGAUGGAACAUUGCGAUCAGCUGAGGACGAAGAAAGAGCAAAGUGCAACAGAGAGACUGGCUAAACUGAUGGAGAUGGCCUCUGAGAGACACAGCAUUGAACUGAAGACUUUGGGAAGUGAAAUCAAAAAGAAGACAAAAUCAGAGAACGCCAACCUUGCGAUUACAGCACCCAGCAAGAGACUCUGAUGGCGAAACAGGCGGCGACACUGGAGGAGAUCAAGGCUCUGACGACUCAGCUUAAUCAGGAGGCUCUGAAGGAGCAUGAAGAUAAAAUGAGGUGUCUGUCAGCUGAAGUAAGGAAAGGUGUUAACGCCUGUGUCGGCCUUCACUUUCCUGAACUCAUCGACCAGGCGGCCAACGAUAAAGCAGAGGGUGCCAAC
Entelurus aequoreus (snake pipefish) is the source of this 3485-nucleotide messenger RNA. RefSeq names its product phospholipase C, beta 2 (gene plcb2). NCBI's taxonomy places the organism in Eukaryota, Metazoa, Chordata, Actinopteri, Syngnathiformes, Syngnathidae. Gene Ontology annotation, molecular function: phosphatidylinositol-4,5-bisphosphate phospholipase C activity; calcium ion binding. The record is from RefSeq and is a predicted model, not a curated record. The transcript is spliced from 30 exons. Gene Ontology annotation, biological process: lipid metabolic process; phosphatidylinositol-mediated signaling. Bases 25 to 3291 code for a protein of 1088 amino acids.